Lontra canadensis (Northern American river otter) is the source of this 3546-nucleotide messenger RNA. RefSeq names its product EPH receptor B3 (gene EPHB3). Gene Ontology annotation, biological process: cell surface receptor protein tyrosine kinase signaling pathway; axon guidance; protein phosphorylation. Gene Ontology annotation, molecular function: ATP binding; protein binding; transmembrane-ephrin receptor activity. Gene Ontology annotation, cellular component: plasma membrane; neuron projection. Lineage: Eukaryota; Metazoa; Chordata; Mammalia; Carnivora; Mustelidae. The record is from RefSeq and is a predicted model, not a curated record. The transcript has 16 exons. The coding region runs from base 427 to 3429 and encodes 1000 amino acids.
GCGCUGCAAGAACCCUGCUCGGAACCCGGACGGCACGCGCACCCGGAGCCCCGGAUCCGAGUCCGGCCCGCGGCAGACCGCCGGAUAACUGUGCCCCCGAACUACCACCACUUGCUCCUUCCCGCCCCGGCCCGCCUCCCGGAGUUCUCCGGCUCCGAGCUCUCCAGCGCCCGGGAUCCUCCUGGACCGGUCCGUCCAGAUUCCCGCGGGUCCGACCUGCCCGCAUCCCCCAGCAUCGCCAGGCUCGGGCCGCCGCCUCGGUCUCGGAGCCGCCCGCCUGGAUCGCACCCUCUCUUUGCCCGGAUCUCUUGGGACCGUACGCGAGCGUUCCUCGGAGCCCGCGAAGCGGACCCUUCCCCGGGUCCCCGCAGCCCCGCCGGCGCGGCCCGGCGCGGCCCGGCUCGGCUCCCGGAGCCCGCCCCGGCCAUGGCCCGAGCCCGCCCGCCGCCUCCACCGCCGCCGCCGCCGGGGCUCCUGCCGCUGCUCCCUCCGCUGCUGCUGCUGCCACUGCUGCUGCCCGCCGGCUGCCGGGCGCUGGAAGAAACCCUCAUGGACACAAAGUGGGUGACAUCAGAGUUGGCAUGGACAUCUCAUCCAGAAAGUGGGUGGGAAGAGGUGAGUGGCUACGAUGAGGCCAUGAACCCCAUCCGCACAUACCAGGUGUGCAACGUGCGGGAGUCCAGCCAGAAUAACUGGCUUCGAACGGGCUUCAUCUGGCGGCGGGAGGUGCAGCGCGUCUAUGUGGAGCUCAAGUUCACCGUGCGUGACUGCAACAGCAUCCCCAACAUCCCUGGCUCCUGCAAAGAGACCUUCAACCUCUUCUACUACGAGGCCGACAGCGACGUGGCCUCUGCCUCCUCGCCCUUCUGGAUGGAGAACCCCUACGUGAAGGUGGACACCAUCGCGCCUGACGAGAGCUUCUCGCGGCUUGACACCGGCCGCGUCAACACCAAGGUGCGAAGCUUCGGGCCACUCUCCAAGGCCGGCUUCUACUUGGCCUUCCAGGACCAGGGCGCCUGCAUGUCACUCAUCUCCGUGCGUGCCUUCUACAAGAAGUGUGCGUCCACCACUGCAGGCUUCGCCCUUUUCCCCGAGACCCUCACAGGGGCUGAGCCCACCUCUCUGGUCAUCGCCCCGGGCACGUGCGUUGCCAAUGCUGUGGAGGUGUCUGUGCCACUCAAGCUUUACUGCAACGGCGACGGGGAGUGGAUGGUGCCUGUGGGUGCCUGCACCUGUGCCGCCGGCCACGAGCCAGCUGCCAAGGACUCCCAGUGCCGCCCCUGUGCCCCCGGGAGUUACAAGGCGAAGCAGGGAGAGGGGCCUUGCCUCCCCUGCCCCCCCAGUAGCCGCACCACCUCGCCAGCAGCCAGCAUCUGCACCUGCCACAGCAACUUCUACCGAGCGGAUUCGGACUCUGCAGACAGUGCCUGUACCACGGUGCCAUCUCCCCCCCGGGGUGUGAUCUCCAACGUGAAUGAGACCACACUGAUCCUCGAGUGGAGCGAGCCCCGGGACCUGGGGGGCCGGGAUGACCUCCUAUACAACGUCAUCUGCAAGAAGUGCCGCGGGGGCCCCGGGGCUGGGGGCACCUCAGCCUGCUCUCGCUGCGAUGACAAUGUGGAGUUUGUGCCUCGGCAGCUGGGCCUGACUGAGCGCCGGGUCCACAUCAGCCAUCUGCUGGCUCAUACACGCUACACCUUUGAGGUGCAGGCCGUCAACGGGGUCUCGGGCAAGAGCCCUCUGCCCCCCCGCUACGCAGCCGUGAAUAUCACCACCAACCAGGCGGCCCCGUCCGAAGUGCCUACACUCCAUCUCCACAGCAGUUCAGGCAGCAGCCUGACCCUUUCCUGGGCACCCCCAGAGCGGCCCAAUGGAGUCAUCCUGGACUAUGAGAUGAAAUACUUUGAGAAGAGUGAGGGCAUUGCUUCCACGGUGACCAGCCAGAAGAACUCGGUACAGCUGGAUGGGCUGCGGCCUGAGGCCCGCUAUGUGGUCCAGGUGCGAGCCCGCACCGUGGCCGGCUACGGGCAGUACAGCCGUCCGGCUGAGUUUGAGACCACAAGCGAGAGAGGCUCCGGCGCCCAGCAGCUCCAGGAACAGCUUCCCCUCAUCGUGGGGUCUGCCACGGCUGGGCUGGUCUUUGUGGUUGCUGUCGUGGUCAUCGCUGUCGUCUGUCUCAGGAAGCAGCGGCACGGCUCUGACUCGGAGUAUACAGAGAAGCUGCAGCAAUACAUUGCUCCUGGAAUGAAGGUUUACAUUGACCCUUUUACCUAUGAGGACCCUAAUGAGGCUGUGCGAGAGUUUGCCAAGGAGAUCGAUGUAUCCUGUGUCAAGAUCGAGGAGGUGAUUGGAGCUGGGGAAUUUGGGGAAGUGUGCCGGGGUCGGCUGAAACAGCCCGGCCGCAGGGAGGUGUUCGUGGCCAUCAAGACGCUGAAGGUGGGCUACACCGAGAGGCAGCGGCGGGACUUCCUCAGCGAGGCGUCCAUCAUGGGUCAGUUUGACCACCCCAACAUAAUCCGACUAGAGGGCGUGGUCACUAAAAGCCGGCCGGUCAUGAUUCUCACCGAGUUCAUGGAGAACUGCGCCCUGGACUCCUUCCUCCGGCUCAACGACGGACAGUUCACAGUCAUUCAGCUGGUGGGCAUGCUUCGGGGCAUUGCUGCGGGCAUGAAGUACCUGUCUGAGAUGAACUAUGUGCACCGAGACCUGGCCGCCCGCAACAUUCUGGUCAACAGCAACCUGGUCUGCAAAGUCUCAGACUUUGGCCUCUCCCGCUUCCUGGAGGAUGAUCCCUCCGAUCCUACCUACACCAGCUCCCUGGGCGGGAAGAUCCCCAUUCGCUGGACUGCCCCAGAGGCCAUAGCCUAUCGGAAGUUCACCUCUGCUAGUGAUGUCUGGAGCUAUGGAAUCGUCAUGUGGGAGGUCAUGAGCUACGGAGAGCGACCCUACUGGGACAUGAGCAACCAGGAUGUCAUCAAUGCCGUCGAGCAGGAUUACCGGCUGCCCCCACCCAUGGACUGCCCCACAGCCCUGCACCAGCUCAUGCUGGACUGCUGGGUGCGGGACCGGAACCUCAGGCCUAAAUUCUCCCAGAUUGUUAACACCCUGGACAAGCUCAUCCGCAAUGCUGCCAGCCUCAAGGUCAUCGCCAGUGCCCAGUCUGGCAUGUCACAGCCCCUCCUGGACCGCACGGUCCCGGAUUACACGACCUUUACGACAGUUGGUGACUGGCUAGAUGCCAUCAAGAUGGGGCGCUACAAGGAGAGCUUUGUCAGCGCGGGAUUUGCGACCUUUGACCUGGUGGCUCAGAUGACUGCAGAAGACCUGCUCCGGAUCGGGGUCACCUUGGCUGGCCAUCAGAAGAAGAUCCUCAGCAGUAUCCAGGACAUGCGGCUGCAGAUGAACCAGACACUGCCCGUGCAGGUCUGACACCUGACCCCUACGGGGUGGGUGCCCCCCAAGGACUGUGCAGGGACUCUGACCAGCCGGCUAGACUUUUGGACUUUUGGAUGCCUGGCCUUAGGCUGUGGCCCAGAAGAUGGAAGU